AUCUGAAGAACAAGGAAAUCGGAGGUGUCUCAAACCGGUCACCUAAAGCAGCACUGCGCAAGGAGUUCGCGGGAGGAAAGCCAGCUCUGAUGGGACUCGUCGCCUAAGCACAAUGCCACUCACUGAUGUCAGUCCAGGACCCUCAUGGUCACCGACGAUCCCUGUGUCUCUCUGUCUGUUGAUAUCGUCCUGAUACCUGUCUGCGUGACAUCUGCCUGUCAGUUAUCCUACACACAUCACACGCUCAAAUAUGGCACCCGUUCCUCCCGGCAUCCGCUUCCUGGUGUCCUUCAACAGGGACCAGUGGUACCGAGCUUUCACCUUCGGCCUGACCUUCCUUCUGUACACCAGCUUCCACCUGUCCCGGAAGCCCAUCAGCAUCGUCAAGAGUGAGCUGCAUAAGAACUGUUCCCAGAUCAGUGAGCUGUCUACAGAGAGCAGCGGUAGCAGUCAGCACCAUGUCCCUCAUUCAGACUUUGACUGCAGCUGGAAACCAUUCGACAAAAAUAACUAUAAGCAGCUGCUUGGAGCAAUGGACUACUCGUUCCUCUGUGCCUAUGCAGUAGGCAUGUACCUCAGUGGGAUUAUAGGAGAGCGUCUGCCCAUCCGUCUGUACCUGACUGGUGGCAUGUUAGCCAGCGGCCUGUUCACCGCUCUGUUUGGGAUGGGUUAUGUCUACAACAUCCACAAUCUCAGCUUCUACAUCUUAGUUCAGGUGUUUAAUGGUUUGGUGCAGACGACUGGCUGGCCCAGUGUUGUUACCUGCAUUGGUAACUGGUUUGGAAAGGGCAGGAGAGGCCUUAUCAUGGGUCUGUGGAAUUCCCACACUUCCGUUGGGAAUAUACUGGGAUCCCUGAUCGCUGGGUACUACGUGUCCACAAACUGGGGCAUGUCCUUCAUCGUCCCGGGCAUCAUCAUGGCAGUCAUGGGCGUCGUCUGCUUCCUCUUCCUCAUCGAACAUCCUAAUGAUCUGAAAGCGUUCAACGCAUGCACACAAGAUUCUGCAAACGGGAACAAGAAACUGCAGAAGAACUGGAAUGGUUUGAAUGGACAUAAGGACCUGUACCUCCAGUACAAACCAGGAAGCAAAGCACAGAGCGGUGACAUGGAGUUACUUCUUGCUCAGGACCAUGUGGAGAUGUGUCUUCCAGUCCAGCAGGUGGUGGUAGUGAAGAGUGAUGCAGAGCCCUCUGCCAUCAGUUUCAUGGGAGCGUUGCGUAUUCCGGGUGUAGUGGAGUUCUCUCUCUGUCUGCUGUUUGCCAAGCUGGUCAGCUACACUUUUUUAUUCUGGCUGCCUCUGUACAUCACCAAAGCAGCACAUCUCGAUGCCAAAAGGGCUGGUGACCUGUCAACACUGUUUGAUGUUGGAGGUAUUGUGGGGGGUGUCCUGGCUGGUGUCAUCUCUGAUAAGCUGGGUAAAAGAGCCACCACAUGUGCAGUGAUGCUACUGUUAGCUGCUCCCACACUUUAUGGUUUCUCUAUGAUGAGUCAGUUUGGCUUGGGUCCCACGAUUGCCAUGCUUUUGGUAUGUGGAGGUCUAGUGAACGGGCCUUAUGCUCUCAUCACCACGGCUGUGUCUGCUGAUUUGGGCACACACAAGAGCCUGAAGGGGAACGCCAGGGCACUGUCCACAGUGACGGCCAUCAUCGACGGCACUGGAUCCGUCGGCGCUGCACUGGGCCCCCUGCUGGCCGGUCUGUUGUCUGCAGGAGGCUGGGAUCAAGUCUUUUACAUGCUCAUGGCAGCUGACUUCUUUGCACUACUGCUGUUGUCGAGACUGGUGUUGAAGGAGCUGAGCUCACACAAAAGCCGUCCUGGAGUUUCCGUUGAACUGAAGGAGCACUGAGCACUUUACACUAUCCAGAGAGAGAGAGAAAGAGAGAGAAAGAGAGAGAGAGAGAGAGAGAGAGAGAGAGAGACGGAGGAGAAGUGGAAUGUAUACAUCUCUGUGGAUCAGCACUAGCUGUGCUCAUCUCUUCACCUGGACCAACUAGAGACUGGACCAAAACUCGACCAAAGCCUGAAACUGGGCUGAUGAUCUACUCAGCUGUCCCUGAAUGAAUGUCCAAACCUUAGGAAGGGUUUUUUUUGUUUUUUAAUGUGACACUUACUGUGCCGGAUGCCACUAUACACCAAGAUGAAGGAACGCCAUGUCACACAUAAUGUACAAUUAGGAACAUGAAAAAGACAGAUCGAAGUGAAGUCCAGAGGAUGGAGGGUUAAGUGUUUUGGGGAGGGGGGGGGGGUUCUUUUUCUAUUUCUCUUUCUCUAUUUUUCUUUCUUUAUUUUCUUUUAAUCAUAAAGAAUAAUCAAAGUUAAAUUUCUUAAACGUUUGAAGGAUACACUU
Chanos chanos (milkfish) is the source of this 2347-nucleotide messenger RNA. RefSeq names its product solute carrier family 37 member 1 (gene slc37a1). Lineage: Eukaryota; Metazoa; Chordata; Actinopteri; Gonorynchiformes; Chanidae. The record is from RefSeq and is a predicted model, not a curated record. Bases 251 to 1846 code for a protein of 531 amino acids. The transcript is spliced from 20 exons. Gene Ontology annotation, cellular component: endoplasmic reticulum membrane. Gene Ontology annotation, molecular function: glucose 6-phosphate:phosphate antiporter activity. Gene Ontology annotation, biological process: phosphate ion transmembrane transport; glucose-6-phosphate transport.